GAGAGACUCGCGUUCAGUCCGGUCUGGAGAUUAUCAUCAGCACCCGCGCGCCCUACAAACAUGGCUGAUCAGUUAACAGAGGAGCAGAUUGCAGAGUUCAAGGAGGCUUUUUCCUUAUUCGAUAAGGAUGGAGAUGGUACCAUCACGACCAAAGAGCUGGGCACUGUCAUGCGGUCGCUGGGUCAAAACCCUACAGAGGCAGAGCUGCAGGACAUGAUCAAUGAGGUGGACGCCGACGGAAACGGAACCAUAGAUUUCCCAGAGUUCCUGACGAUGAUGGCCAGGAAAAUGAAGGACACAGACAGCGAGGAGGAGAUCCGCGAAGCCUUUCGGGUAUUUGACAAGGAUGGUAAUGGCUACAUCAGCGCUGCAGAGCUGCGUCACGUAAUGACAAACCUGGGCGAGAAACUGACAGAUGAGGAGGUGGACGAGAUGAUCAGAGAAGCCGACAUUGACGGAGAUGGACAAGUGAACUAUGAAGAGUUUGUACAGAUGAUGACCGCAAAGUGAAGCCUCCUCCUUCUGCCGUGCCCUCUUAGAAGAGAAAAAAUAAUUAAAUCAGUCAAAUGUUUUACUUACCUCUUGGGAAAAAAAAGUUUAUUUAUUCAUAAUGUUUCUGUUUUAAAAAUAAUUGAAUGUUAAAAUAAAGUAUCCUUCUGUCCACACAGAAAUAAUGGAAAAAUAAAUCUAAUAUCUGCAUGAAAUGGUUAGUGACCCUGUCCCCAAAAAUCAGUUAUUCAAGAGAAAAAUAACCUGUAACCACCUUUAAACUGAAGAAAAACAGCAUUUGGUCAACUCCUUCAGUUGCACCUGCUCCUGAUAAUGUUUGGGCUGGCCAACCUCCUUCUUUCUCUUUUUUAUUAUUAUUAUAAUUAUCCGAUCUUCAUGCAUGCAGCUUGAGCCCGGAGCUCAUUCUCCAGCCAAUCAGAGCCUGCCGAGUCCACUGAAGUGUUGUGUCGUGGGGUUUUUGUAAUUUGAGAGGAAUCACAUGUAGAGAGAACGCUUGUAAAACUCAAGUUUCCAGUGGAAUGGGGCUUUAAAGUAUUGUGGGGGGGAUACAAAGUUAAAAAUUCAAAAACGAGAAAAAAAAAUACAAAAACAAGAAAAGGUCGAACAUGUUUGGCAUGAUUUUAUCGUUUCUGAUUUGUUGUUUUUUUAUUUUUGUCGAUCAUUUGUUUUUGUUUGUCUUUCUUUCUUUCUGGACGGCCAUUUCCUCUGUGGUGGCCGGGAUUUGAGGGAUGUUUGUGUUUGAGAUGAGUGGAGGAGUGUGGCUGAGCCGUCACUUUUCUAUCCUCUGUUUAUUUACUUCUGACCAGUGAAAUCUCCCCUGCGUGGGAGUUUUGCGCUCCACUCUUCAGUUUGCAUUCAUUCCAAGUUGUACAUGCUACUGUUUUAAUAUUUUCUUCAAAUAAAGUGACCAUGUACUUUA
Molecule: messenger RNA, 1429 nt
Organism: Danio rerio (zebrafish)
Lineage: Eukaryota; Metazoa; Chordata; Actinopteri; Cypriniformes; Danionidae
Gene: calm1b
Product: calmodulin 1b
Source: RefSeq, marked provisional